AUGAAUCACAUCAAACAAGAGGAUAUCAAACCCGCAUUGGUCCAAGAGGAACCAAAAGACGCGCUUUCGUUGAGCGCGGCUACUCUGACGACGAAUGGAAAGAAAGAGGUGAAGAAGGAGGAUGUGGACGUUGUCAAACCACUCGUGCGUGAGAGCGAUGGCAGGAAGAGUCUCUGGCAGGGCUCGUCGCAGUACCGCCAUUGGAUGUUUUCGCAAGAGAUGCUUCUGAAGCAGCGCACCCAUACAAAUGAGACUGCUGUCACCGCCAUCAAGCGUGCCUACGAGGCAGAAGAGACCGGCUCGUCGAACGGAAUCGAGUUUAUCAACGCGCAGGAAGAAUAUGCACUUGUCAAGCUUUAUGUGGACAAAAUCUCCGCUCUCUGCGAUCACUUUCGGUGGACAGAAGAAGUCGAGGCGACGGCAAUGACGUAUCUCAAGCGUUUCUAUCUCAAGAAUACCGUCAUGGAUUGGCAUCCAAAGAAUGUCAUGUUAACAGCACUCUUUCUAGCAGCAAAGACGACCAAUCAGCCAAUCUCGUUGGACGCAUAUACAUCCGCCAUUCCAAAGACGUCACCAAGCGAUGUCCUUGACCUCGAAUUCCUCGUAGCGCAGAGUCUCUCAUUCGAAUUCGCCGUUUGGCCCGCCUUUCGUGCCGUCUGGGGUAUCUGGCUAGACCUCCAGAGUCUACCCGAUACUCGUCCAGAAGCGAUCAAAGAUAUCCUCAAUGCCGCACGUGAGCACGUAAGGACAGCUCGUCUCACGGACGCGGAGUUCCUGUACCCACCCUCCCAAAUCGCCGCCGGUGCAUUUUGGCUCGCGAGCGAAACAUUGACCGAACAGUGGGCGAAAGCCAAAGGUCUAACAGCGAGUGAGCUUGAGCCGAUAAAGGAGGUAGCGCGCAUGAUCGAGCGCGAGAAUGAGCCAGGCGGACGGAUCAAUAUCGAGCUUGUGAGGGAUGUAGAUCGAAGGCUUCGACUUUGCAAGAACCCAGAGAAGAUCCCGGGGACAAAUGCAUACAAGCGGAAACAAGCAGCAGCAGAGGCGGCUGCAAACGAGAAGCGUGCAAAGAAACUUGCAGCGGAACAACAGGCAGGCUCAAUGGAUGUUGAUGUGUUCGGCGAAAAAAUCUUCAUUGGCGAUGUGAAGCAGGAGGCCAAGCCCGACUUGGGAUUUUCGUCUGGGGACGAGGACUAA
Molecule: messenger RNA, 1194 nt
Organism: Serendipita indica DSM 11827
Lineage: Eukaryota; Fungi; Basidiomycota; Agaricomycetes; Sebacinales; Serendipitaceae
Source: the annotation of a GenBank genome assembly